UUGCUCGUGUGCAUUGAACCCAUAAUUUUACCUCAAUCUAUACAUAUCUACAUACGUACGUAAACCUGUCAACCCAACGUAAAUAGUUUGUCCAUUUUUAUUUGCAGAAAUUUACAACAUUGACAAUGAAAUUUUUAUUUAGAUACCGAUUCGUGAUUUAUUUCGUAACAUUUAUACUGCUUGGAUAUUGGCUAAGGAAAUUUUACUUGUCUGAACUCGUAUUAGAUCAAAGCUCAACUUCAAACAGUAGUGUAGAAAGCACAUUAAAGUUAAUUAAAGAAUUGCAAUUUCACAAUGCAAGGAUUGACAGUAGAUCAAUUGUAAAUAUUUAUGAUUGGGUUUGGUCUGGCGAAAAAUGGGAAAGUGUUCGAAAUUCUCUAACCGUUUGCCUUUCAACGCAGGGAUCGAUGGAUCGCUUGCACUGGAUUUAUGAAUUAAUCCAGAACUGGAACGGACCUAUUUCGCUGGCAGUGUUCGUCACCUCUCCGAAGGAAUGGAUGGGACUCAACCUAGUCGUCCACCAUUUUAAAAAGUGUUCAGAGCCCUUUCGCGAUUUUGUCUCGAUUCAUGUCGCAGUUCCGACAGAAAUUGGUAACUGGACUUUGAAAUGGGAAGAAUUGCAGUUCUCGACUGAUAGCGAGGAUAUUGAACAUUUUGUCUCAAAUUUUACAAAUACGUCUUGUCAAAUUGCACCCAAGCAAGUUGUGGCCAGUGUUAAUGAAAUAUUUACAGCUAACGAAACAUUAAUGAUCAGUUACCCACAAAAUAUUUUGAGAAAUAUUGCAAAAAAUGCUUGCGGCCUGGGCUACGUGUUUCCAACGGAUAUUGAUAUUAUCCCAAGGCCAAAUUCGGCAAGGCUUUUGUCAAAUUUUGUUUCGACGGAGGAAGCACAAUCUUGCGAAAAGUGUGCAUUUGUCAUUCCAACUUUCGAACUUAGCGAAACCUUACCAUAUCCAGAGUCAAAACUGGAAUUAUUACAAUUCUGGAAAGCAAAGAACGCGACGCCAUUCCACUUCAAUAUUUACAAGGAGGGUCACAAUGCUACCGAUUACUCAAGGUGGGCAGCAACUGGAUUGGACGAAGGCCCAGUUAAAGUCUCGCAUGAUGCGCUGAAAAGUCGCAUGCAGACUUAUGAACCUUUCGCCUUGAGUUUGAAUACAAUUCCAGAGUAUCCCGAGAUAUUCGUCGGCUACGGUUUUACACGGAAUUCGCAAGUACAAGCAGCUCUCUCCGAGGGGUGGCAGUUUAAAGUUUUAACUCCAAUUUUUACCAUUCACUGGGGAAUGCAGUACUUUAACAAUCUCAUCAGUCCUGCUAAUAACAGAAGACUUCGAACUGAACAAACGUUUCGAAAUAGUAAAAUUUUUACGCGAUUCAAGAAAGAGCUGGAUUUCCGAAGUAAACAGAAGAAAAUGGACGAGGAAAGGGAGUUGAAACUCAUUUCCAGCACGACAGAAACUAACAAGACUUUGAAACAGUAGGAGCAUGUACAUACAGUACAAUUCUUUUUAAAUUGAUAUCUAUUUUAUUACUGACUUUAUCUGAGUUUCUAGCUUGAUACAGUUGUUCAUAACUCAUAAAUAAGUAAGACCAAUUCUAACUUAAAUUUCGUUAUCUUUUUAUAUACGCUUGCAAUGAAUACAAUAAAAUAUUUUUAAUUUUGUUCGGUUUCUUAUAAUUCUAAA
Molecule: messenger RNA, 1685 nt
Organism: Folsomia candida
Lineage: Eukaryota; Metazoa; Arthropoda; Collembola; Entomobryomorpha; Isotomidae
Product: beta-1,4-glucuronyltransferase 1
Exons: 6
Coding region: 126-1481 (451 amino acids)
Molecular function (GO): glucuronosyltransferase activity
Source: RefSeq, a predicted model, not a curated record